This is a messenger RNA of Liolophura sinensis, 985 nucleotides long. RefSeq lists its product as uncharacterized. Lineage: Eukaryota; Metazoa; Mollusca; Polyplacophora; Chitonida; Chitonidae. The transcript has 11 exons. Bases 103 to 828 code for a protein of 241 amino acids. The record is from RefSeq and is a predicted model, not a curated record.
UAGGAAAGGAACUUCAGCCCCAUGUAUAGAUUAUUACCUGUAAACUCUGUAGAUAUACAGGUGUAUCUAUAAUGGAGUGUUAAAUUUCUCCAGUUGUUUACUAUGACCUUUUACCUUUCGGAAGGAGGGACUGGUUCUCUUGUAGGACCUCUAGCUGGUGGUGUGGCUGGUGGUUUGGUUCUUAUUGCUGUCAUCAUCUUGGUCAUCGUCAUCGUUCUGAGGAGACGAUCUAGUGGCGCAGGUGGAGCAGGAGGGAAAGAUGAAAAAACAUCAGUAAAUGAGCAGUUAGUUGGUGGCUCUGAGAAGAGUGCUUUUUCCGAUCCGCGCUGGAGGCAGGCAGAUGCUGAAGUGGCUGAAAAUGACUUGUAUGGAGGAUCGCCCUUCCCUACAAAGUUGCCACCUCAAGACAAGAGGCCCCCUAAGCCAGUGAGGACGUUUGAACAUAAUUCCAUAGGUGAACCAUCUCACAGCACUGCACCCAAAGAUGGAGGUCAGCAAUUGGAGAUGGUGGAGAACACCAUGUAUGCUUCUGUUGAUCCCAAAACAAAGUCCCAGAAAAAUGGAGCCACAAAGCCUAAAAAAGGGAAACCAGUGACACCUGCCAAACCUUCCAAACCUGCCAAGACCCAGGUGCCCAUUGAUGACUCGUAUGAAGUGACUGACUUUACCAACACAGCCUCAGGUACCAACAACAACAACCCUACUGUAGCACGGACCCAGCAACUGAAUUACCCGGAAGUGUCAUUUGAAAACAAGAAGAAGACACCUAAAACUGAUCCCGCGGCUUCUCCAACUGAAUACGCCAGCAUCAGAUUCAGAAAGCCCUAGGGUUUGAUGUCUGCAGUAAAGUUACCUGUUCUCAGGUGGGAUACAUAUAUGGCGUGUUGGAUAUCUAGUGGGGUAAGGACUACUGUACCACGUUACAACACCAGUGUGUUCUCAGCUGACGCCAGACUCAGAGAAGGCAGUGGUGUGACUGGUCUCC